This is a messenger RNA of Helobdella robusta, 810 nucleotides long. RefSeq lists its product as hypothetical. The transcript has a single exon. The record is from RefSeq and is a predicted model, not a curated record. Bases 1 to 810 code for a protein of 269 amino acids. Lineage: Eukaryota; Metazoa; Annelida; Clitellata; Rhynchobdellida; Glossiphoniidae.
AUGUCGAUCAAAGGAUGUCAAUGUGCUAGAAAUAUGGAAGAUAAAGACGCAAUUCAAUGCUUUCAAUGUCAACUUGCCUUUCACCAAGACUGUGUCGGAAUAAGUAAAUCAGCUUUCAAGGUUAUCAGUUCCGUGUCCAAUAUUAAGUGGUAUUGUGAUGAAUGCAUGAAACUACUUCCUGAUGUAAAGUCAUUAAAUAAAGCCGUGCGUGAUAGCAAUGAUGCGCUCAACACUAGAAUUGACAAAAUUGAUGAAUCGAACAAUUUGUUGAGGAGCGAACUUGAAGCUAUCAAAAGUUUAAUUCAGAGAAAUGUUGAUGGGGCGGAAAGAUUCGAUGGCACAGUUUUGAGUACUGAGCUGUGUAACCUUAAAAACGAUUUGAACAAGAGUUUUGCUGAUGCUGUCCGAUGCGAAGUGAAGAAAAAUAUUGAACUAGUUAAUGAUGAGGUAAAAAGUGUUCAAAAAACUUUAACCAAUGUAAAUGACAUGAAAGAAAGAGAGAAUAACAUAAUGAUGUUCAAUUUGCAAGAAACUGAUGAUGAUAAAGAUAGAGUCAAAGGAAUUAUUAAAAAGUUAUCCAGUGAAGUCAAGGAUCAGGAUAUUAAAAGAAUUGUUAGACUGGGUCCAAAAGCUGAAACUAAAAUUAGACCGGUGCUGAUUGAAAUGAGGAGUUGUGCAAUUAAAGAUUUAGUCUUAAAAAAUUCCUUUAAACUAAAAACUAUGCAUGAAGAUCUUGAUAAAGUAUGGAUCAGUCAUGAUUUAACAGUUGAUCAGUGUGCCGAGUUAAAAAAACUAAUUGAUGAAGCCUAA